GGAGGGAAGGCGGUGCCGGGGACAGCGGGGGACGGCGCUCGCCGCCUUCCCGGCCAUAAAACAGCGGAGCCAGAGGCGGGCGGGCGGAGAGGAGCGGCGGGAGCGGCGCGGACGGGAGCGCACGGAGCGGAGCGGCCGGGCCGAGGUGGGAGCAGCGGGAUCUCGCCAUGGCCCUGGCCGACCCCACGGGCUGCGAGGACGGCGCCCCCUUCCCCGACAUCAUCGAGCUGAACGUGGGGGGCCAGGUGUACAUCACCCGGCACCCCACGCUGCUCAGCGUGCCCGGCUCGCUGCUCUGGGAGAUGUUCACGCAGCGGAGCGCGCGCUCGCUGGCCCGCGACAGCAAGGGCCGCUUCUUCCUGGACCGCGACGGGUUUCUGUUCCGCUACAUCCUGGAUUUCCUGCGGGACCGGCGGCUGGUGCUGCCCGAGCACUUCCCGGAGCGCGGCCGCCUGCGCCGCGAGGCCGAGUUCUUCGCGCUGCCCGAGCUGGUCAAGCUGCUGGCGCCCAAACUCAGCGAGCAGAACUCGCUGGGGGAUGACCCGUGCCAGAGCGACCCCGAGGAGCCGUCCCCCGGCGGGGACGCCGCUCGUGGGUUGGUGUCACCCGCCGCCGCGACGCCCGCUGCCCAAACCGGCGCCGAGGGGCGCAGGGCGGGGUUCAUCACCAUCGGCUACCGCGGCUCCUACACGCUGGGCAGGGACAGCCAGACGGACGCCAAGUUCCGCAGGGUGGCCCGGAUCAUGGUGUGCGGCAAGACCUCGCUGGCCAAGGAGGUUUUUGGGGACACCUUGAACGAGAGCAGAGACCCGGACAGGCCCCCAGAGAGAUACACGUCCAGGUACUACCUCAAAUUCACCUUCCUGGAGCAAGCCUUCGACAAACUGGCCGACGCCGGCUUCCACAUGGUGGCCUGCAACUCCACGGGCACCUGUGCCUUCGCCCACGAGCAGACGGACGACAGGAUCUGGACCUCUUACACCGAAUAUGUUUUCUAUCGUGAGUGACACAAAACCGACCCUCCACCAACCAAACUCCGACUGUCCCUUUCCUGCCCCGUGCUGGCUGUGGCCUAGAAGGUAGAGAUCCGUCCCCGAGCCCCGGCGUCCUCCCUUUUGCCUCCUUUUCUCGGUUGGUUCUUGGGGUUUUUUUUCCCUCCUCCUUGCUCCACGUUGAACCUGCCCAGCUCUUCCUGCCGACCACCAACCUUCCUCCCUCUCUCCGGCUUCUGCAGUCGCUCCCAACCCUCCCUGGAUGCGUGGACUCGGACACUGCUGUGGACGUGGGGUGGGUGGGAGGGUUGGGACGCUGCUCCAGGCUGGAAUUCCUGCAGCUGGAUGGGUUUUGGACACUGGACUGGGCUCUCUGUCCGUGGGAUGCUGGAGACGCGCUGGGACCUGCCAGGGGAGGGCUGGGAGAGGAAUCAUUGGGAUGAAGAUGUGGGAAAGGUGGGAAGCAGAGCCAGGGAGGGGGUGGGGGUUGGAAAAGGGGUUGGAAAAUCAGCCUGGCAGCACGGCUGGACUGGCAGGAGCCCUGUAAGCAGCUUAGCCUGAGGCUGGGAAGGGGAGAGGCUCGGGAGGGGGAAUUUUGGGGGGAAUUUUGGGGAGGGUGGGAGGGUCAGAUGUUGUGUGAGGGAGGUGGGAGGGGCAGCUUGGCGUGUUUGGGGUGUAAAAUGCUUGUACAGCUCUCCAAAUCCUUGGAGCCUUGUCAGCCACAGAGUCCCUUCUUCGUUUUUUUUCUUGGGAGCGCAGCGGGAAUCACAGGGAUGAUUUUGGAACGUUCCAAAACGGUGGUCAGGGCUCAGCUUCACCCAGGAAAGGGAGUUUUGGCCAUUUUGGGGCUGUCCUGUGGGGUGUCUCCAGCCCCAGGGCUCUCCCAGCUCUGGCACACGGGCUCAGCCUGCAGGGGAGGUGACCCUGGUGUCCCUGUGUGCUGCCUGUGCCUGUCCCCUGGUGCUCUGCCACCCACUCCUGGCACCCACUACCCAAUCCCUGGCACCCACCUCCCACUCCUGGCACCCACCGCCCACUCCAGGCACCCACCUCCCAUCCUUGGCACCCACCACUCAUUUCUGGCACCCACCUCCCAUCCCUGGCACCCACCUCCCACUCCUGGCACCCACCACCCACUCCUGGCACCCACCUCCCACUCCUGGCACCCACCACCCACUCCUGGCACCCACCUCCCACUCCUGGCACCCACCACUCAUUUCUGGCGCCCACCACCCACUCCUGGCACCCACCACCCAUCCCUGGCACCCACCACCCAUCCCUGGCACCCACCAUCCACUCCUGGCACCCACCACCCAAACUCCUGGCACCCACCACCCAAUCCUGGCACUCACCACCCAAUCCCUGGCACCCACCACCCACUCCCGGCACCCACCACCCAUCCCUGGCACUCACCACCCAUCCAUGACAUCCACCAUCUGCCCAAGGCACACAUCAGCCAUCAGGCACCAACCCUCCAUCCCUGUUCCCACCAUCCAUCCCUAUUCCUGCCCUCCAUCCGUGUUCCCACCCUCCAUCCCUGUUCCCCUACACUCCACCCCUGUUCCCAUACCCAUCCCUGUUCCCACCAUCCCUGUACCCACAUUCCCAGCUAUUCCAUCCCCGUUCCCACCCUCCAUCCCUAUUCCCACACCCAAUCCCUGUUCCCACCCUCCAUCCCCAUACCCACUCUCCAUCCCCAUUCCCACUCUCCAUCCCCAUUCCCACCCUCCAUCCCAGUUCCCACCCUCCAUCCCAGCUCCCAGCACUGCUCCCAUCCCAGUGAAGCUCCUGGAGCUGCAGGAUCUCCUCCCUGCCUGGACAGCAUCCAAGGGGCUGUUCCUGCUUGGGAUGGAAUUUUGCAGCUGUUUCCUGGAGAGGAGGGAGAGCUUUGGGGCCAGCAGAACUCUCAAACCGGGUUCUCCCUCCCUCCUGAAGAAGGGGAAGGCAAAAAACGAUAUUUUGACAUUUUUCAUGGUCCUGUUCCUCAUUCCAACAACCUCUGGAAGAGGAAAUGACAAAGGGACAAAAAAAAAAAAAAAAAGAAAAAAGGGACUUGAGCUCUGUGUGCACACAAAGAAAACCUUUAAAUAAAGGGGGAGGGGACCUGCA
Molecule: messenger RNA, 3101 nt
Organism: Oenanthe melanoleuca
Lineage: Eukaryota; Metazoa; Chordata; Aves; Passeriformes; Muscicapidae
Product: BTB/POZ domain-containing protein KCTD12-like
Exons: 2
Coding region: 168-1007 (279 amino acids)
Biological process (GO): protein homooligomerization; regulation of G protein-coupled receptor signaling pathway
Molecular function (GO): protein binding
Source: RefSeq, a predicted model, not a curated record